Messenger RNA from Mauremys reevesii (Reeves's turtle), 2230 nucleotides. RefSeq names its product sorting nexin 16 (gene SNX16). Gene Ontology annotation, molecular function: phosphatidylinositol binding. The record is from RefSeq and is a predicted model, not a curated record. Gene Ontology annotation, biological process: early endosome to late endosome transport; protein targeting to lysosome; endosome to lysosome transport. Gene Ontology annotation, cellular component: early endosome; extrinsic component of endosome membrane; late endosome. The coding region runs from base 286 to 1332 and encodes 348 amino acids. The transcript has 8 exons. Lineage: Eukaryota; Metazoa; Chordata; Testudines; Geoemydidae.
UCGGUGCCAACAGUCGGGGGGCGGGCCUAGGCCCGCCCGCCCCAGUACCCGCUGUAGGGCCGAACCCCACAGGUACUGACCGUUACCCCGCCCCUUCCCUCGCGAACCUGGGCUUAGCCCCGCCUCCCUGUGCACGAGGAGGGGGAGGGGCAGCUGGUGUGGCGGCGGCGGCGGCUUAGCGAGGGAGCGCGACGGGGAGCAGAUAUUGUAUUCUUGAAAAGAAGAGAAUGAACCUUAAAUUCUUGGACCACAAAGUGUAGAUUUGUUGAAGUUUUCUAAUGAAGAAUGGCAACUCCCUACGUUCCUGUUCCUAUUCCUAUAGGAAGGUCCUCUUCCAACUUUACAACAAACAGAAACCAAAGAAGUUCUUCCUUUGGGAGCAUCUCAACAAACUCAAAUUCUUCAAAAGGGCAGCUGGAGGACUCUACCAUUGGUAAUUUUAAAAAGAUGAGUGUGCCUGAACAGAUUGGCUCCACAUCAUCUAUAUGUAGUAGCCCACUUGUUAGGACUAAAUUUACAGGUGUGGACACAUCUGUUGAAUACUGUACUCAGCCUAUGGAAGAUGUUGAGCAAAAUACAGACUCUGGGAGCUGGGAAGAUCGACCUUCUACACCUACCAUACUGGGGUAUGAGGUGAUGGAAGAAAGGGCAAAAUUCACUGUUUACAAAAUACUGGUAAAGAGAAGUCCAGAGGAAAGUUGGGUGGUUUUCAGAAGGUACACCGACUUCUCCAGGCUUAAUGACAAGUUAAAAGAUAUGUUUCCAGGCUUUCGAUUGGCACUUCCACCAAAGCGCUGGUUCAAGGAUAAUUAUAACCCUGACUUCCUGGAAGAUCGACAGUUUGGACUACAAGCAUUCCUGCAGAAUUUAGUAGCUCAUAAAGACAUUGCUAACUGCCUUGCAGUGAGAGAGUUUCUUUGUUUGGAUGAUCCACCAGGUCCAUUUGAUAGCCUAGAAGAGAGCAGGGCUUUUUGUGAAACUUUGGAGGAAACUAAUUACCGUCUCCAAAAAGAACUUAUUGAAAAACAAAGGGAAGUGGAAUCAUUGAAGAAAUUAUUAAGUGAAAAACAACUUCAUAUAGAUACUAUAGAGAAGAGAAUUAGGGAUUUGUCUUUAGGAAAUGGGAAAAUGCGCAGAAUGUCAGGAGAAGAAAGCGAGUGCAGUGGUGAGGUGGAGUCUUCUGCAAUAGAAGCAGAUCAGGGCACCUUGGGAGAUGACAGCUGCUCUGAUAAAGAGAAUCAUGAGACGUGCUGGAGUGGCUCAUUGGCUGAAAACUCUGUACCAGAAAUUGAAGUUGCUGAAGUAGCAUAUACUGCUGAUGAAGAAGAAUAAAUUAACAGCAUCUGUCAUUACCUUCAAAAGUUUCAUAAUUCUUGGGAUAGACUAUUUGUAGGUAAAAGCAUGCAGUAGCUGUAAAGAAUUUACAGCAAAGAGCAAGAAUGCACACAGUUAUUGUUUACAUAAACAAAUCCUUACAAAUUAUUCACAUAGGAAAUAUACUCGUUGCUGCUUUGAUUCAGUUUUUAUCCAGCCUUUAUAUAUUUAAUAUAUUAUACAAUCUAAUUAGGGCUAAAUUCAACUAUGCCUAGAUUCUUAAAUACUGAACACAGAAGAUCAUGAUGAUUUGCUAGGGCGGUGAUUAAAGCUACGUAUAUGUAGUCACCAAUCACAUGUGACGUGUUAUGUAUUGCAUGUUGCUACAAAUGUGAUCUAUUUAAUGUGUUCAUCUGUUUGAUGUUUGUUUGUUUGUUUGUUUUUCAAAUUCUUAUAUAGCCAUAAAUUAAUGCUCAUUGAUGUAAAGAUGAACACAACUUGGGUUUAAAAGACUAUAGGAGCUACCAUGUUUUUAAAGUUCUAAAUGAAAAUCAUUUCUCUGGAAUUUUAAUGCAAUAAAAUAAGACUUGCAGUGACAAAAGAAAAGGAUUAAUGAAAUGGGAUUAUCAUUGGACAUUUUAAUAAAACAAACUUAGUCGUUGCUGAAAGGAGUGAGCCAUGGAAACCCAACACAUGAUGUAUGUUCAUCCCAUUGUAGCAUGCUGUAAUAAUUGAUUUAGUUCAGUAAUGCAUCUUUAAAAUCCCACACCUUUGUGUCACACCCACUUAAUGAUCAAAUCAGUAAUGUUGCCUUUUAUCCAGAACACUACCUCUUACCUUCUUGCUAAUGCAUACAUACUUUGGUUUUUUAAAAAAAACCAAUCUAGAUUAUAUGUAGAUGACUGAAUGACUUGUA